Molecule: messenger RNA, 1392 nt
Organism: Rhizoctonia solani
Lineage: Eukaryota; Fungi; Basidiomycota; Agaricomycetes; Cantharellales; Ceratobasidiaceae
Product: alpha/beta hydrolase family protein
Exons: 7
Coding region: 1-1392 (463 amino acids)
Source: RefSeq, a predicted model, not a curated record
AUGUCCACCACCGUGCCUACAGUUAACCCAAGUCUGGUACCACUGCCUCCAACACCUGAGUCUGAAAAUCAACUAAGGACUGAAUCUACAUUUGGUGCUUUCCCUGCGAGAGUAGGCCAUCUCGUCGAGCAAGUUUUGAAAGUUGGAAGGGGCUUCGGAGAGAACCUAGACGAUGAUCCAGUAGUAGAGCCUGAGCCCACCACACUUCGUCCAGGGAAUGUCACGGUGGAAUGUGUGGUGUUCCCCUCGUAUGAAACUAAAGGAGAGCUUCAAGAGGCGGUCGAGCGAUUUGUAGACUGGCUCACAGCUCUGACGGUCCAGAAAGAAGUGGCACAUCACUUGAAAGGUGGCUCUGGGAAAGCCAAAAUCAUCCUAUGUGGGCAUAGUAUGGGCGGACUUAUAGCUGCCGAAGCACUGCUUUCAAUUGCUCGAUCGAGACCUGAUAAAGAUACACCUUUGUGGCCAUGGAUCGUUGGGAUCAUCGCUUUUGACACACCAUAUUAUGGGCUCCAUCCUUCCGUUUUCAGUAACAGCGCUAGCAAGGCGGCAGACUAUGUAUCUGCUGCUCAGCAAGCCUUCUCCGCAUUCAAUUCAUUCAGGCCCACCUCCCCAAAGCCUACGUCUCAACCCACACGGGCGGCGAUAAUGGCACCGCCCACUGUAGCUCAACAUAGUAGAUCAGUAUCUCCGUGGGCCACAUGGGCUCCAGCAGUAGGCGGCGCAAUUAUUGCUGCAGGGACCGCCUACUGGAAACGGAACGAGGUAGCACAAUAUGGUGCCCAGGUUGUUGGGGUUGGAACCUGGCUACGGGACCAUAUGCAAUAUAUUGGGAAUCUUUGGGAUGAACAAGCGUCGAAACGACGAGUGGAUGCGAUUAUGGAACUAGUCGAGGACGGUGGAAUUGCAUUCCACAACUACUAUACGGUGAUCCCGCCAAGCAGAAAGUAUCCUAGCGAGCGUACGUUCAUUAUCUUACCACCCAAAGGAUCACUCGUUGCCCAGAAGAAAGUGUUUAUUCCUGCCCACAAUGCACUCGCCGCAGAUGAAAUUGCAGCUCAUAUAGGGAUGUUUGAGGCCCAAACGAACGACGGGUAUUACUCACUAGGGCUUCGAGCUGCCGAAAGUGUGUGUGGGUCUGUCGCUGUUGGUCGAGAGAUGGGUGCGAAAUGGGAUAAUUUGAUUGGCGCUGGGGGUACCGCGGCCAAGCAAGCUAUGCACCAAGAGGAAGAGCGUAUAGGGGUGAAGAGGGAAGAGGAAGUGCAAAAGUUGGAUAGAGGUCAGGUACCGCCUAUAGAACCCAUACCGCGCGACGGAGAAGGAGGUGUUGCAAACGAGGCGCUGAGGAAAGUGGCUGAUAGUCCUCCGACACAACAGGACCCUCAGCUGGGUUAG